AUUUUUAAUUUUUUGGUGCAGAAUUCCCUCAGGAGUAUCCUUUGCAUUUGACUGGAGAUGGGUGCAAGCUAUGGAUCUAAAUUUCAACCACAAAGGGAGUUUGGCUCUGGGGAUUUGGUUCAUCCCAUUAUAAUGACAGGGGGCAUUUGUAAUAUACCUAGUUCCAGGUUUAGAUUUUGUACCAGCCCAAUGCUGAAUGGUGUGCAGACCUGGGGGGUUCCUUCUGGCCCCUCUGACUAGCGAGGUGACACUCUCCAGUCAUCAUUGUUUAUGGAGCAGUCAGGCUGCAGGUUCAACAUGUGACUCCUGACACAGAGGGAUUUACUGCAGGGAGACAAUCUCAGGGUCUGGAUUUGAGCUCAGGAGUCUAAUAAUGAGGUCAGUGGAAAAUACCUUUUUAUGAGGACUGGUCACAUGACUAACAUCUGGAAUGAGUCAAGCUCUAGGCACCAUGUUAUGGCUUUCCCCCCUGCUCAGCUGAGCACAACAGAAAAUCUAAAGUUAGAUCCAAGCUGAAGUCAAAGCAGGGAUCUGGGGCUUGGGCAUCUCUGAGCCAGACAAUGGAGCCGGCCAUUGCAACUGCUGAUCUGCCCAUGGAAAAGAGAAAGUACCAGGCACCACAAGCUUACGUGAGCAACAGAAAGUGACCCCUUCUUCCCCUUGCAUUUCUGAGUGGGUUUGAUCUGAGCUCAAGCGGAGGGGACCCGGGGGAAUGAAAGUCGUUAGAGAUGUUAGCUUAGCCCCAUCCUGCUCAUUCCCGCCACAGGGCUUAGUAAGAGCCAGCUCUGGUCUUGUUAGCAUAGGAGAGAUACCCAGAUCCAUCAGAGCCCCGCCCUUCCUGCAGCUGAGGGGGCAGGAGCUGCUCACCUGACCCCUGCUUUGUCCUGUCCAGUUUCAACUGAUGGCGCUUCCCCCGAGCCACCAUCCCCCAGUCUUUCCAGCUCUCACUGCCGAGGAGUUUCCCCAGCUCCGUGCUCCCCCGCCCGCCGCCCAACCUGCUGCAAUGGGCUGCGCUGGCUGGUUCCAGUGUCUGGGAGGGAUUGCCCUGCUUGUGCCUUCCAGGUUUUACAACAAGGUGCAGGAUUUGCACCAAGGAACCGGGGGCUCUGCGGCGAACCCGUUACUCGCCUACUCGCUGAUCAAGAGGCUGCAGUCCGAUUGGCUGAAUGUGGUGCACAGCCUGGAGGCCAGUGAGAACACUCAAGCGCUCAAGUACGGCUACACGCAGGUGGAGAAGGACCUGCCUGACUUCGAGGACUUGGAGGGAGCAGCACGGGCGCUGAUGAGGCUGCAGGACGUCUACGCUCUGAGCGUGAAGGGGCUGGCGAAAGGCGUGUUCCAGAGAGCCAGCGGCACCCACCUCCCCGACCUCUACAGCCCCGGGCAGCUCUUCCCACUCUCCGCUGAUGACUGCUUCCUCGUCGGCAAGGUGGCGUACGACAUGGCGGAUUACUACCACUCCAUUGCCUGGCUGGAGGAAGCCGUCAGCCUCUUCCGCGUCUCCUACGGGGAGUGGAACACGGAGGACGAGGGCAGCCUAGAGGACGCGCUGGACCAUCUGGCUUUUUCCUAUUUCAAGGCAGGAAAUGUGUCUCAUGCCUUAAGCCUCUCCAGAGAGUUUCUUCACUAUGAUCCCAGCAACAAAAGAAUCGCUAGGAAUGUCCUGAAGUAUGAAAGGCUCUUGGUGGAAAGUCCAGAGCGCGCCAAGGCUGAGGUGGGCCUGCAGAGGCCAAAUGUGACUCACCUGCAGACUAGGGACCUCUAUGAAGAGCUGUGCCAGACUCUGGGGUCACAGCCAACCCAGUAUCAGAUCCCAGCCCUCCAUUGCUCAUACGAGACGAACGACAGCCCGUACCUGAUCCUCCAGCCGGUGAAAAGAGAGCUGAUCCGGCUGCAGCCGUACGUAGCCCUGUACCACGACUUCAUCAGCGACCUGGAGGCGGAGAAGAUCAAGGGGCUUGCAGCUCCCUGGCUGCAGAGAUCAGUGGUUGCCUCGGAAGAGAAGCAGCAGAAAGCCGAGUACCGGAUAAGUAAGAGCGCCUGGCUGAAGGACACCGUCGACCCCGUAAUCGUGUCGCUAGAUCAGAGGAUCACAGCCCUGACUGGCUUGAACAUUCGGCCACCGUAUGCAGAGCACCUACAGGUGGUGAAUUAUGGGAUAGGUGGACACUACGAGCCUCAUUUUGACCAUGCCACUUCAAGAAAGAGCCCCCUUUACAGAAUGAAGUCGGGUAACAGACUGGCCACAGUCAUGAUCUAUCUGAGCUCGGUAGAUGCCGGAGGAUCCACUGCCUUUAUCUAUGCAAAUCUCAGUGUGCCUGUGGUCAAGAAUGCAGCUCUGUUUUGGUGGAACCUUCACAGGAACGGAGCCGGGAAUGGGGACACCCUCCACGCCGGCUGCCCAGUCCUUGCGGGAGACAAGUGGGGUAAGAGACGCCAGAGAUCAUCACAAUGCACAGCCCGCUAGCCUCCCGGUGGCAAACAAAUGGAUCCACGAACACGGGCAGGAGUUCCGGAGGCAGUGUGGCCCCGACCCGGAUGACUAAGGGCCGGAGCAGAGCCUGAGCACCCCACCCGAUCCGAAGGCGUGGGAGGAGGUGGGGGAUGGAAACCCACCGCCAUCAGAGCCGGAAGCAGGGACCACCUAAAAGCCAGCUGGUUGGCUGCAAGGGAAUAUGGCCUGCUGCCAAGGCACGUCUCAGCAAGGCUUCCUCUGCUGCGUAUUGAGUCUAAGGAUCUAGGAGGGGCCGGGAGGGGGGAAUGGAACAAAAGUCACUGUGGGAGGGGAGCAGGGAACUUGUAAGGAGAGAAAGAGGCAGCUGGAUGCGCUGGGGCUGGCUCAGCUGGGGAACAAGAACAGCAUAAAGGGCGUGAUGCCGUUCCUAGGAAGUUUCCAUGGCCAAGGGGGAGGAACUAGGCUGAGGGCCAAAGUCUGAUUUCAGUCACACUGACCGUGUUGAGUCUGGAGUUAUUCACUGACUUCAACACUAGGUUGGCACCAGUGUCCUUUAGAGCAGAGUUUGGUCUAUCAGGGGAAAAUAAAGCAAAGGGAGACUGAAUAGCUGGGGCCAUCCCCUAAUGGGGGUGACUCUGACCUGAACAAUAUGCUGGAGGAAUCAGUGUUGCAUUGGGUGAGGGUAAGGCAGCGGUACUCAAUUAGAUCUACCCGCGGGCUGACUGGAGAAUGUUAUGACCCGAGCCGGGCCGUUUGCGCAGAAGGCUGACAUUUAAAACAAAUAAUAAUUUCAGCUGCCAAUAAAG
Molecule: messenger RNA, 3261 nt
Organism: Terrapene triunguis (Three-toed box turtle)
Lineage: Eukaryota; Metazoa; Chordata; Testudines; Emydidae
Gene: P4HA3
Product: prolyl 4-hydroxylase subunit alpha 3
Exons: 12
Coding region: 902-2467 (521 amino acids)
Biological process (GO): peptidyl-proline hydroxylation to 4-hydroxy-L-proline
Cellular component (GO): endoplasmic reticulum
Molecular function (GO): L-ascorbic acid binding; protein binding; procollagen-proline 4-dioxygenase activity
Source: RefSeq, a predicted model, not a curated record